Molecule: messenger RNA, 2585 nt
Organism: Eupeodes corollae
Lineage: Eukaryota; Metazoa; Arthropoda; Insecta; Diptera; Syrphidae
Product: dymeclin
Exons: 8
Coding region: 300-2435 (711 amino acids)
Biological process (GO): Golgi organization
Cellular component (GO): Golgi apparatus
Source: RefSeq, a predicted model, not a curated record
UAUUAUCGUUCUCAUAUCUUUUUCCAUUAGAAACAGAAAACGAAACGAAAAAAUUAAAUUGAUAAAAAUACAAUUUUCUCUCUCAAAAAAUAAUCAAAUGAUUUCGUGUCUCUUUUUUGAGUGAACAAUAUAAAAAUUCUACUUUCAAAUAAAGUCUAGAACAUAAAUCCAAUGCAAUUCUAAAUCAAGAAAAGACCUAAAACCCGGCCUGAAAAAGACACGACGACGACGACGACGGAAUCGGACGAACACACGACACACAAAACAUCACAUUAAUCGGACGGAAGGAAGAAGAAAAAAUGGGUAUCAACGUAAGUCGGCACGAAGAUCUAAGCGAAAACGAGUAUCUCAAGAAAUUCGUCGGUCGCACGCAUAUUCCCACAGACGAUUUGAGUUUCUGGAAUGGCAUCCUCAACUACAACAUUGUUACUCCAACAAAUAGCCAGGAACAACUUAGUCUAGAUUCUCGCAUCGAAACAUUAUGUCAAGCUUUUUUGGCCCACAAUUUGAAGACGGGCAAUUUUGGUUCGUUGAUUUUGGUGUUUCUUGACAAAGUUACCGAAUUGUUGUCACUUUCAGACCAAGAGAGUACAAUGCACAUUUGGCAAACUUUCAAUGCCUUGUUUAUCAUCCGAUCAUUGGUAAAGUAUAUAAACGAGACUGGUACGGAAUUCCAGUUGCUUCAGCAUUUCGAAGCUGUUCCAACACAUGAUGCUCUCAGUUCGAGUGUUGGUGACGGUGAAGGAAGUGGUGGUGAAAACACUGCCGCCACCGCCACUGAUAGUACAUCAAUUGCUAUAGAGGCAAAGGAUGAAGGACAUGUCCAUCAGGGACAACAGCAAAAACCGAAUGCAAUGAUUGCCAUUGAUGGAUCAAAGUUCGAGACAUUCUUUGAUGCUAUUGUCAAUAUUAUUGUCGUCAUUCCAGUCAAGGAAUUCACAUACCAUCUCCAUUUGGAGGCUAUAAAUUUGAUUAUAACUCUACUUUCGGUGCAUCUGUUUUCUUCUCAGCCUGUCGAGAAGUCUGUUAUCUUCAGAACUAUUUACAAAUGUCAACACUCGAACGUGCUAAUGAGUGCCCUGCUUCACUUUGUGUCGCGCAUGGUCGAAGUGCCGAGUACAAUGUUUGGUGCUGGUCACUCUGGCUCCUUUGUCUAUGGCAUUGCUGAGUCUCUGAUGUCAAUAUUCACAUUUCGCAAACCCCAAGAUGCUCUUGCCCCGAAUUUGGCCGGCUCCGAGCUAUCACAACAAUUUCGAGAACAUUAUCCUUUGGCGAAUCAAAGUCUCCUCUUAAUUCUUAUCCUAACAAAUCAUUGCACCACAAAGGACAAUCCCUAUCGAACAAGUUUAUUUGGCUGUUCCGAUUCGAAGGACUCGCCCAAAGAUGGUGCAACAUUUAAAAUCGAUUUCACAGCCGUCUAUGACACCCUGUGUCGUAUUGUGACAAUAGAUCAAGCAACACUGCUGCUGUACUUAUUGCUGCAUAGAAACGAGAGGUUCUUUAGAUUUGUGAUGGUGCAAAAUGAUUUGGAGCAUUUGGUGGUGCCAAUUCUACAGACUCUGUACAAUGCGCCCGACAGUACGUCCCAUCAUAUUUAUAUGUCGCUAAUUGUGCUCUUAAUACUGAGCGAGGAUGAUGCAUUCAAUAAAAAUGUUCACACUAUUUUACUUAAGAACAUCGGUUGGUAUACAGAGCGAACGAUUUCUGAAAUUUCCUUAGGUGGCCUGCUCAUAUUGGUGGUUAUACGAACGAUUCAAUAUAAUAUGCUGAAAAUGCGGGACAAGUAUCUGCAUACGAAUUGCUUGGCGGCGCUGGCCAACAUGUCUGGACAAUUCCGUUCCUUGCACCCGUAUGUGGCUCAACGUUUAAUCAGUCUAUUUGAGACUCUUGCUCGAAAACACGCCCGUGUCGAUGCUCAGCUUAAGGAACCCGUCAACGGAUCAGUGGCGGUGAAUGUGGCCACAACACCCGAGGACAUGCUGGCGGAUCUUACCGUUUUGGAGGAAGUUCUUCGGAUGGUUCUUGAGAUUCUGAACUCCUGCCUGUCAAAUCAAUUGGUCUAUUGUCCGAAUUUGGUUUAUACGUUGCUCUAUAAGCGAAGUGUUUUCGAAGCUUUUCGCAGUCAUCAUGCCUUCCAGGAUAUUAUACAAAAUAUUGAUAUGGUCGUUGGGUUCUUCUCAUCUCGCCUUCAAAGAGUUCAAGAUCAACGCGGCGAACUUGGAGUGAGUGAAGUCUUCGAAGUGAUUUCGAAAGGUGCUAGUCAAUGGUCUAGCGAUCGCCUAAGGAAAUUCCCUGACCUUAAAUUCAAAUACGUCGAAGAAGACGCUCCAGAAGAAUUUUUCAUUCCUUACGUUUGGACCUUAGUGUGCAAAUAUGGAUGCGUGCACUUUAAUUCAGAGAGUAUCAAAGGAGUGACGACCGAUAUAAUUUGCUAAUAUUGACCAGACGUAAAAAUAAAUUGAACGAAAAAUCAAAAUAAAUAAAACAUUCUCUAAAAACAAAACGCAUGGAAUGAAUGAGUGAUAUUUGACUGACGUUUUAUUACAUUCAAACACGAAACACACUUGCAACAUGCAACAAAAACA